Molecule: messenger RNA, 3679 nt
Organism: Pelobates fuscus (common spadefoot toad)
Lineage: Eukaryota; Metazoa; Chordata; Amphibia; Anura; Pelobatidae
Gene: PHC1
Product: polyhomeotic homolog 1
Exons: 15
Coding region: 123-2684 (853 amino acids)
Biological process (GO): negative regulation of DNA-templated transcription
Cellular component (GO): PRC1 complex; nucleus
Molecular function (GO): chromatin binding; zinc ion binding; histone binding
Source: RefSeq, a predicted model, not a curated record
CAGAGACCGGAAGUGACGCGGGGAGCUAGCAGAAAGAGCAGACAGUGAGCGGAUCGGAGAGAGAGGCGGCCGGAGGUCAGAGGUCACGGCGGCACCGAGGGGUCAGAGCUUUGGGAAUCACCAUGGAAACCGAGAGUGAGCAGAACUCAAGCUCCACGAAUGGUAGCUCUGCAUCAGGGGGCAGCACACGUCCUCAGAUUUCUCAGAUGUCCCUAUAUGAACGUCAAGCCGUGCAGGCUUUGCAGGCUCUGCAUCGACAGCCGAACGCAGCACAGUAUUUUCACCAGUUGAUGCUACAGCAACAGCUCAGUAAUGCACAACUGCAUAGUCUGGCAGCCGUUCAGCAGGCUACCAUUGCCGCUAGUCGCCAGGCUGCCUCACCCAAUGCAGGAUCCACUCAGCAGACCAACACAACCCAGGGAUCGCAGGCGAACCUUUCCACAAGUUCUUCGGCCCAGCUCCUUAGCCGUACUCAGAAUGUCACAGCACCCAGUGCAACAACCCUCACCCAAUCUGUUCUUCUCAGCAAUGCCAGCUCGCCUCCGCUUAGCCAGUCACAGACACAAAUGUACCUGCGGCAGCCUCAGCUGGGCAAUCUCUUCCCUGUAAAUCGUUCUCUUGGCCGUGGCGUCCCUCUGAACUCCCAGCUAAUUCUGAUGCCCAAUGGCUCCGUAGCCACUGUUCAGCAGGAGAUGACAUCUCCCCAGACCCAAAACAUGCAUCAGGAUUCUGAUCAGGUUCAGAACCUGGCCGUCCGAGGUCAACAGACAGCUCCACCCACUUCCACAGCUGCAGGACCCCCCAUGUCCCAACAGGCACCACUGCCUACCAAACCUGCAGUCCACCCAGCUCCCUCCUCCUCAGCUCCUCCCCAGCUGCCUUCCCCGCCAGUACCACAGACCGUGAAGAGCCCUAUGGGACCCUCUGGAGGAACAGUGAGUCAGGGGAGCCAGACUGAGACGGAGGGGAGAAAGACAGAAGGAGAGAGUGUCCAGCAAAGUGUUGGCAUUAACCUAACCAGAGCUGCAACACCAGCUCCUAAUCAGACCUUAAUUAGCUCUGCUACUUAUACUCAUAUCCAGCCUCACUCAGUCCUGCAGCAGAAGCAAGUGGUUUUCCAGCAGCAGAUUGCAAUCCAUCAGCACCGCCAGUCCCAGCUUGUCCACGCCUCCACCCACCUGCAGCUGGCACAGCCACAAGCUUCCACACAGCAGAAUCUUCAGACGCCCCCAGCCCAGCAGACAUUGGUUGUACAGCCCAUGUUGCAGACGACCCCUGAGGCCACUCUGCCAACCAAAGCUCCUGUACCCAUCCAGCCAAAGCAGCCUGGCAAAGGCAUCCCCCCUCUGAAUCUUCAAGGGCAUCUUGGGACAAAACCUUCCCAGGGUAGUAGAGCGCUCCCCACACCUCCAUCCAGCCAGCCUCACAUCCCUGUGCAGUUGGUGGGGGCCAGGCAGCAAGGCCCUGCUCAAGCUUUGGCACUGGGUGCUCUGCAGGUUCCAUCCCAAGGUUCUUCCCUCACACAGAUGACUUUACCCCCAUCCCCUGCUCCUGUACCUACUGCUGUGACUGGCACAGUGCAGGAAUCGCAAGCUGCAUUUUUUGGAGUGCUGCAGGGUAAGAUACCUGGAGCUGGAAAGCGGAAGGCUGAAUCUGAAGAAGACAGGGAAGAAUCCCCUACGCUGCCUGUUAAAACCUCUCCCCCUGCUGAUACUCCCCCCAAUGUGGAGGAAAGUAGCACCCCAGCUGCAGAUAAAUCAGAAGCUGCCUCCCAAGCCCCUCCUGUUCUUUCAGUAUCCACUGCCCCUUGUGUUCCUACUCUUUCGGUCACUUCUCGCCAGCACAGUGACUCAAAGCCCCCUCAAGCCAUUGUCAAGCCACAGAUCCUAACUCAUAUCAUUGAAGGUUUUGUUAUCCAGGAAGGUGCUGAACCAUUUCCUGUGGGUAGCCCUCAACUGCUAAAGGACCCGGAGAAGCUGCCAGCUGUUGGAACUCUUCUACCAGCAGUGGAAAGUUCUCUUCCAACCCCUGCAGAAGACACAGCUGUUAGUGAUUCUGGGAGUGCUAAGCUCCUGAAAUGCGAGUAUUGUGGGAAAUUUGCCCCAGCUGACCAGUUUCGUGGAUCCAAAAGGUUCUGUUCAAUGACUUGUGCCAAGAGAUAUAAUGUCAGCUGCAGCCACCAGUUUCGGCUAAAGCGGAAGAAGCUGAAGGAGCUUCAGGAAGCCGGGGCUGUGAGAGCACGUAGACCGAGGAGGAAUAGCUCAGAGAUCGCACGUGCCAAGAUCCAAGGGAAGAGGAUGCGGGAAGACUCAAGCCGGGGAUCCGAUAAUUCCAGUUAUGAUGAGGCAUUCUCACCUGCAACGGUCGCUCCACCCUCUUGUAGAUCAUCACAUGGAGAGCGAGAAGGAAGCACUCCCACCAGCGGACCUUCAAAUUCUGACCUCCUGGGGAUAAACCCAGUGUUCCUGUCUAGUAACCCAAGCCGCUGGAGUGUGGAGGAGGUGUACGAGUUCAUAUGUUCUCUGCAAGGCUGCCAAGAGUUGGCAGAGGAUUUCCGCUCCCAGGAAAUUGAUGGGCAGGCUUUGUUGUUGCUGAAAGAGGAACAUCUCAUGACUGCUCUAAACAUUAAACUGGGACCUGCAUUGAAAAUCUGCGCCAAGAUCAACCUGCUCAAGGAAACUUAACUCAGCCUUUUAUGCUAUCCACAUGUGGAUUGGAAAACAAGCAGCAGGUGGCUUUAGCAACAGCGGUCAAUGAUUUUACUAGGAGUACAGACUGAAAACACCUCAGCCGGUUUUAAGGAGAGAAGGAUCUACAGCUUAUUCCAGCAUUCAUAACCUCUCCAUGACUGCUUCAACACUCCUGAACUCGCUCAUCUUUUAUCAUCUCCUCAUUGUUACUCUCUAAAUAUAUAUCUAUCUUCUGUAUGUCUGUAUCUGUUCGUCAAUGCUUAUCUGCAGACAGGUUUGAUAUAUUUAUAAAGAAUAUGAUGGUGAUCCUAAAGGACUCUCAGUUCAAAGGAUGAUAUUCAUGCACAAGGCUGAACAAACAUUAGAAAAAGAAAACAAGGGUAAUUGGCAUUUGUGCAUUAAUAUCCUCCCAAGUGACAUUUUGUGUCAAUGUGUGCUCUUUGUAGAUGUGGAUAGCACUUGGAGGUCUUAGGCUAUUCACACAUGGACAUGUUUUCCAAAGCCUUUCAUAUUCCAUUAAGGUAUCAGGUGUGCCUUAUCGAGAGGCUAAUGCCAGAAAAAUUGACAGGUGCCUCAUUUUAUACAGGCUUGUGUGCAGUUUAUAAAAAAAAAAAAAAAAAAAAGUCUUUAAACCCGAUUCGUCUAACGUUGAAGGCACUUUAUUGGGAGCGGUGCCUGCAUGCUGGAACAAAGUAACUCCUUUGCUUAAGAUCAGGAACACAGAUUGAGAGGUGGUUCUUGUUAAAUUUGCUUUUCUGGAUGCAAAGGAUUGUCCACGCUCUGCUUCUUUUGGACAGAAGUUGGUGUUUGGUGAGCCUGUAUUGGAGUAAGUUUACGCUAUGAGUUUGCAUAUUGGGUGAAAUAAGACAGGCCUACUCUUGGUGUGUGACUAGGUCUGUUCUACUGUGGAUUUACACCUAUUGGAUUUAGAAAACCUACACCCAAAAGUUAAUUGAUAAUACUGUAAAUAAAUUGGCACAUUUUAUCUA